Molecule: messenger RNA, 1114 nt
Organism: Nomia melanderi (Alkali bee)
Lineage: Eukaryota; Metazoa; Arthropoda; Insecta; Hymenoptera; Halictidae
Source: RefSeq, a predicted model, not a curated record
UUCAACGACCUACAAUUAUUACCAAUAAUUUUAAUUUUAUUUAAUUUAUAUCGUUGUGUUCAUCUAAUUAAUUUAUAAAAUAGAAUUGUUGAACCAAUACAAACAGCAUUUAAAUUAAAGUUUUGUUUUUUAUUAGUUAAAUAAAUCAGUGUAACACCUAUAAUGUAAUACAUCAAUGCAUACUUUUUUCAUAUUUCAUUAGUUUAUGGAAGGAAAAAAAUGCGAGAUAGAAAGGAAUUAUACGAAAAGUCACUUCACGUGCAGCUCUUAUCCACGUUUCAAGGAAAAAUAUAAUGCAAACAUGAUUAAAAAUGAGGACGAAAAUCUACUACACUACAAAGUAGGUGAUUGGAAAUACGAAGAGGACCCUGUUAAGGACUUUUUGCCAGAAAAAAUGGUCCAUAAACCUGCGAGUUUCAAUUCGAAAUUAAAAACUCUUUACAGUACUUCAAAUUUUAAUAGAACGGAUCAAUCUCAUCGAGACAUCUUCUGUUCUGAAAAUGAUAUUUCCACGAACAUGUUGCAAGACGUCUGGCACAAAAUCGACAGUCAUGAUAAAGAUUCUGCAAAAGUUGAGAAAAUAAAUUAUUUACAGAAUAUUCGAGAGUGUUUGGCUAAUUAUCAAGAAUCUUAUGGCAUUCCAAGGACAGAAUAUUCUUUCUCGGCGCUCAUCAAGAUAAUGGGUCAGGCGACUGGUCGAUCCCUUCUCGCUCUAUUAUACGUGAUGUUGAACAUGAUACCUGUCGCAGAGAUUUUUCUGUAUGUUUUACGAUUUAUUUUGGACAAAAUAAUUAGCAUAAGAAGCAGUAAUGACGUUCGACACAAGAUGGUUCGAUGCUUCGUCUUCAUGAUUGAACUGUUCAGCGUAUAUAUCUGCCUGUUAUUUGUAUUCGGUUUUAUCGUCUUUCCAAUUGUGCAGAUGAUAUUUGGCAUAACAGCGAAGAUCAUGCUGUACAAUUAAUUUCAAUGACGGCAUCGUUAAAUAAAAUUCCGAGCAAUCUUUGUUACGUAAAUUCGGUACGUGUUAUCAUGAAAGAUUGUUGCAAGCGAAUACUCGUGUCUUUCGUUGCUGUAGAGUAAAUACUGUUACUCGUGUUUCGAACUUUUUUAUUUA